UCCAGCGUUGCCCCUCCGAGCGGGCUGGGGCUUUCGUCCCCGUUGGCGGCAGCGGCGGCGGCCGCGCGAGUGCGCGCGCGCGCGCCUGCGCGUGCUCAAGCUACUGCCAGCAGCCGGCGGAGGGUCGCGCCCCGACAUGCCGGUAUGUGGGACACCAGACAACUUGUACGUCGGCCGCGGGUACGAUAGGUCUUCCGAUGACUUGCGCAAGCUUCUCCAGACUGCGUCCGAGGCCAAGUUCGAUUUUGUGGUCAUCCCACUGUUCCAGGGCCCACCCUCCGGCGAGAGCUACCCCAGCGAUGGUCGGUACGAGCUGGUCCCGUCCACGUCGUCAGAUCUGGCACUAGACAGCAAGACGUGGAGUUCCGCGGUGGUCGGCACUCUCUCAGACUGGAUCAACCCAGAUUUGGCUCCGACGCCGCAGAAGCGCGACUUCUGCCGA
Molecule: messenger RNA, 442 nt
Organism: Prorocentrum cordatum
Lineage: Eukaryota; Dinophyceae; Prorocentrales; Prorocentraceae
Source: the annotation of a GenBank genome assembly